AGAUCUUUAUCAGAAUGGCUUGAUUUCAUUCUGUUUAACAUUUGUUCAUGGCUUCAGUCUUGAAGAAGCAGACGUUUUCCAAAGAACAACGUCAGAAGCGCAAUUAUCUGAUUCACUGGCUAUAUAUUCGGAAGGAAUAUGAUGAGUGCUUGGAAUUGAUAGACGAUACUCUCAAGAAAGUGGAUCAAUUAGCUGAAUAUCCCUUGUUUAUCAAGGGUUUGAUAACAAGACAUCAGGGAAAGAUACAUGAGUCGCUUUCUUUGUUCCAACAGGCAGGGCAGAUCAAUCCCAGGAAUGUAGAAACGAUCAAACAGAUCAGCCGAUCCUUGUUUCUCCUCGGAAGACACAAGGCUGCUUCUGAAGUGCUGGACGAGGCGAUCCGGUUGGGCUUCACGGAGGACUGGGAGAUCUGGCACAACAAGGGCAUGUGCCUGAGCCAACUGAAGAGGCUCGAGGACGCAAAGGACGCACUGAUGCGAGCGAACUCAAUCCAGAGGCACGACUGCACCUUCAUUCAGCUUGGCCAGAUCCUCACGCAGGAGGAGAAAUAUCAGGAGGCUAUCGAUGUUUACCUGGAAGCGCUGGAAUUUUCGCCGGAGAACCCUGAGCUGUUGACCACCGUCGGACUUCUCUAUCUCCGCACUGGCGAAAACUUCCGUGCCUUCGACUUCCUUGGGAACAGUCUGACGCAUGAUCCUCGAAACUCUAAGACAAUCCUUGCGGCCGGAUCGAUCAUACAAGAUCAUUCCGACAUGGACGUCGCUCUCGUGAAGUAUCGUGUUGCUGCUGUUCAGACCCCGAACUCCGCACAGCUGUGGAACAACAUCGGCAUGUGCUUCUUCGGCAAGCAGCGGCAUGUGGCUGCCAUCGCGUGCCUGAAGAAAGCACUUUACCUCGACCCCUUCGAGUGGAUCAUCUCAUACAACUUGGGUCUCGUCCACCUGCAUACAGAGCAAUAUGCUUCUGCCUUCCACUAUUUCAGCUCCUCCAUCAACCUCAAGCCGGACUUCCCUUCUUCUUACAUGCAGCUGGCGAUCGCUCUGUCACGGCUGGACGACUACGACAAUGCGUGUGCCGCAUACGAGAAGGCGAUCGAGAUGGAUAGCGACUUUCUUUUCCACCUCAAUUAUGCUGUAAUGCUUGUGAACAACGGUCAGGUGGACAAGGCAAGGGAGCAGUUCGAUCAGUUCGAGGCGCUCUAUGCAGAGGCGGACGAGGAGACGAAGAAUUCGGACAAAGACGUUGGGGUCAUGCGAUCACUGCUGAUGAAUGUUCUUGGGAGAAACUGACAGAUUGACGAUGAGUGAAGAAAAAUUAGCCUGA
Guillardia theta CCMP2712 is the source of this 1323-nucleotide messenger RNA. RefSeq lists its product as hypothetical. Bases 48 to 1289 code for a protein of 413 amino acids. Gene Ontology annotation, molecular function: protein binding. The transcript is spliced from 12 exons. NCBI's taxonomy places the organism in Eukaryota, Cryptophyceae, Pyrenomonadales, Geminigeraceae. Gene Ontology annotation, biological process: protein localization to cilium; cilium assembly. Gene Ontology annotation, cellular component: ciliary basal body. The record is from RefSeq and is a predicted model, not a curated record.